Molecule: messenger RNA, 2089 nt
Organism: Plectropomus leopardus (leopard coralgrouper)
Lineage: Eukaryota; Metazoa; Chordata; Actinopteri; Perciformes; Serranidae
Gene: arsk
Product: arylsulfatase family, member K
Molecular function (GO): glucuronate-2-sulfatase activity; arylsulfatase activity
Source: RefSeq, a predicted model, not a curated record
AGUCUCGAAAAGUACUCGCAAAGAGGAACACUCUUCUUCUGUGAUGUAUCUUUUCCAGUCCAGACUAAUCUCUUUUUUCACAGAUCAGAUCAACUCAUUUGAACGAAGUGAAGCGCUGUCAUGAAUACUGAAGUGCUGGUUGUGAUUUUCCUGUUUCAAAUGUAUGGUCAAAGUUUGUGCCAAAAUGGAACCAGACCCAACAUUGUAAUGGUUAUGAGUGAUGCAUUUGAUGGACGAUUGACCUUUGAUCCUGGCAGCAAAGUUGUGCAGCUGCCAUAUGUAAACUACCUCAGGCAGCUUGGUACCACGUUCCUCAAUGCUUACACUAAUUCACCCAUCUGCUGCCCGUCGAGAGCGGCAAUGUGGAGUGGAAAGUUUGUUCACCUCACUCAGUCAUGGAACAACUAUAAGUGCCUCGAUGCAAAUGCAACGACAUGGAUGGAUUUGCUGGAGGCGAACGGAUAUAUUACCAAGUCGAUGGGGAAGCUGGACUACACCUCAGGUAGUCACUCUGUCAGUAAUCGAGUUGAGGCCUGGACACGAGAUGUUCAGUUCCUCCAGCGCCAAGAGGGCCGGCCUGUUUCGCAGCUCACUGGGAACGUGUCCACAGUAAGGAUCAUGAGAAAAGACUGGGAAAACACAGACAAGGCGACACAGUGGAUCCGCCAGAGAGCUGCAUCCUCGCAUCAAUCCUUCGCUCUUUAUCUCGGCCUCAAUUUACCUCAUCCCUAUAAAACUGAAUCCCUAGGGCCCACUGCAGGAGGAUCCACCUUCCUUACCUCGCCGUACUGGCUUAAAAAGGUGUUUUCUGAUCUCAUCACUGUUCCUAAGUGGCUGCCUGUCGCUGCCAUGCACCCCGUCGACUACUACUCCACCUUCACCAAAAACUGCAGCGGUGAUUUCACUGAGGAGGAAAUCAAAAGCAUAAGAGCCUUUUAUUAUGCCAUGUGUGCGGAAGCAGACGCCAUGCUGGGCCAGGUGAUUUCAGCUCUGAGAGAGACUGGCCUGCUCAACAACACUGUUGUGAUCUUCACGGCCGACCAUGGAGAACUCGCCAUGGAGCACCGGCAGUUCUACAAGAUGUCGAUGUUUGAAGGCAGUUCUCAUGUUCCUCUGUUGAUCAUGGGGCCCGGGAUAAUGUCUGGCCUGCAGCUCGACCAGCUUGUGUCUUUGGUUGAUCUCUAUCCCACUGUCCUAGAAAUUGCUGGAAUUUCAGUACUAGGUAAUCUCAGCGGCCACUCGCUCCUUCCUCUGCUAUCCAAGGCCAGCACUUUCUCCCAGAAGCAACAUCCAGACUGGGUUCUGGGUGAAUAUCAUGGUUGUAAUGUCAAUGCCUCUACAUACAUGCUGAGAAGUGGCCGGUGGAAAUAUAUUGCCUACGCAGAUGGCGUGAGUGUCCCUCCACAGCUUUUUGAUUUAACACUGGACAAGGAAGAACUUCAUAAUAUGGUUCUCAGAUUCCCAGAUGUGCAGGCGCAUCUGGACAAGCUCUUGCGUAGUAUCAUAGACUAUCCAAAAGUCUCUACAGAUGUCCAUCUCUACAAUAAAAAAACAUUCUCUGCCUGGCGCCAGAGUUUGGGAGGGAACUACAGCCAGGUCAUUGCUAACCUCAGGUGGCAUGUGGAUUGGCAAAAAGAUCCAUUAGCCAAUGAGAAAGCGAUUGACAAGUGGCUCUACGGCUCUUUGUGAAAUUCUUUAUUAUGGUAAUGAUGGUUCACUUUAAGGUGUUUUUCAAUGAGCUGGACUCACACUGAUUAAACAUGACUUUUACUCACAUCUUUGACAAUAAUGGGUGGCUUUAUGGCUCUUAAAUAUAUUUAUACUGUAACUGCUAUAAUUAUGGAUAAUCUAAGAGGACCCAUUUUAAUGUCCUAGACUUACACUUUGACUAAAUCCGGACUUUUAAAUGUCACUUCUGUGACUUAUCAUUUUGCACUUACUUUCAUUGGGAUUUAAAUCUAAAAAGGCUCUUUAAUUGUAUUUACAAGUAUUUUUAUAAUGUGUUUCUUUUGCACUUUGGAUGUUUUAUGUAGAUGACUUUGAAAUGCUUUUUUGCUGAAAUGUGCCAUAAAUAAACUUCCCUUGCCAA